AGUUCCUCCGUUGAAGCUAAACGGUCAUCUCAUUAAGCACAGACAUUUUUAAAAUACACGCUAUCGCAACAGAUUUUUGCUAUUAUUACCAUAAAGAGCCGUAAGAUAAUACCGGAUUAGGAAGCUCAUAGGAAAUCGCAUUUAGAUGUCACCAAAACGCGUACGAUUUGGACCACGUGAACCACAAUUGAACUCUCCGGCUGGGGCUGGUAGCCCAGCAUUGCCGAUGUCGCCAUUGCUCUUAUUUCCUGAGCCAGACGAAGGACCGGCACCAACACCACCGCCACCACCACCGGCGAAUGACGACAAUCAAAAGCCAAAUGGUAAGAAAAAAGGCAAAGGCAAAGGUGUACAACGGAAGCCUGUACCGAAAGCUGAAACAGGAGGGAAUAAAGAUAGUGAAACACCGAAAGAUGACGCGAUGCCACUUUCACCACUCGCUCUCCCAAUGGCUAAUGCCGAGGAUGAACCAAUUAUAGAGGAUCUUUUCCAUGAAAUUGAACGGGAUACGAAGAUUCUCAAGGAGGAGCAAGAAAGAUCCAAAGAGAAGGAAAAAGACGACACAAAGGAAGAAAAUAAGGAAGAGAAGAAUGAUUUAAGUAUGAAUGCGCCAUCUGCAGGCGAAACUAGCGCAAGUGAACCUGAAAGAAGAAGAAGGGCGGUGGAGACAAACCAGAGGAGAAGACAGAGGAAAAAGCGACUGAUAAACCCCCAGAACCAAAUCCGCUACCGCCAACACCAGACGCACCACCUGCGCCUCCGAAAGAUGAACUCGCGAUGGCAGAAAGCAAUCCUCUUCCUGAACCACCAAUCCCGUCCGAGCUACCACCGCUGCCUGAACCGCCUAAGGAAGAACUACCUAAGGAGGCGCCCAAGGAUCCGGGUAAAGUAGAGGUCAAGAUUGACCUACCUGCGGAAAUAACACUAGAACCACCACCACCACCACCACCACCAGCGCAUCCAGCAGACGAACCACCUAAGCCCCCAACAACUACGGUAAGCUCGUCUUAUGGCGAUAUGGACUCUACUGUAGCACCUUUGUCAACACCACCAACAUCACCACCAACCUCACGUCCAACUACACCAGUUGCGCCACCCGCAACAUAUCAAUAUGAUCCACAGACAAUGUUUGGAGACGGCAGACCAUCACUUUUGACAGUUGCUUUCCACGCUAUCGCAUAUAACAAGGAUAGUUUAGGUGUACCACCUCCAGUAAACAAUGAACAAUUGAUGAAUUCAACAAUUAACAUGGUAGAUAGAGACGUUGGUUUAUUACCAAACGAUGAAAAGACAAGCUUUUUUGGUGAAAUACCAGAUUUAGCAAAGGAAUUGAUAAGGGCUUCAAACGAACUAAGAAAAGCUUGGCAUGAAUCUCAAC
Messenger RNA from Wallemia mellicola CBS 633.66, 1378 nucleotides. RefSeq lists its product as hypothetical. The coding region runs from base 146 to 892 and encodes 248 amino acids. The transcript has 4 exons. The record is from RefSeq and is a predicted model, not a curated record. NCBI's taxonomy places the organism in Eukaryota, Fungi, Basidiomycota, Wallemiomycetes, Wallemiales, Wallemiaceae.